AUGGCUUCCAAUCGCGCUCGAGUGCCCGACCAGGCCUCUCCAAUCCACCGUCUGGCGAUCAAGCCUCUCUUCGACAGCAUCCCAUCUCGCGACAAGCUCUACGCUCACUAUCUCUCGCAAGCAGCCUGGCAUGGAGCGCGCAUCAUUCUGCGCCAGACCUCUUUAGAAUCCGAAGCUAUCUUUGAUUUCAUCAUAAAGGCCUAUCGUGCGUGCGAGGGCGAGUGGAGCCAGUUCGAGGAAGUAUGCGCGGUGACCGAAGAUGAAGUCAAGGCUUUUUUGAGCUAUGCUGGGCUAUUUCUGUACAAUCUCGGGAACUUCCAUGGUGAGGGAGGCCAGAAGUUUGUGCCUGGUCUUAGCAAAGAGUCUCUGGAGAAGAUCGUUGGAUGCGUGGGUAUGACAGGAUCCGCCGCUCAAAACCUUGUCGACGGUAUGACUGCAGUACCUCCGCAGAGCACAGGAUAUCCACGCGAUACUGUUGUGUCAAGCUACUACCUGGACGACCGCAUUACGCGCACAGAUAUCAAAGAAGUUCAGCUAUUCAUGCAGGAAGAAGGCGUUGAGCCAGAGAAUACGAGACCUCCAGAGGGCCACUUCGAGACCGGAGAUCUCCGAGAAUAUCGACGAGGCCAAGAGAUCUGGGUCAAAGACAAAUCCCCAUCAAUCGAACACAUUCUCGGCUUCGUUGAAACCUAUCGCGAUCCUCAUGGCGUACGAGCGAAAUGGGAAGGCGUGGUAUGUAUUGCGGACCCGGAAGAAACGAAGAAGAUGGAAGUCUUUGUAGCUAGUGCAGCGAAAUUCUGUACCUUGCUACCUUGGGCGACGGCGGAGAACGAGGGCAAGGGUUUAUUCGAGAAGGACGUGGUUGUCAUACCCCAAUGUGCUAUCGUGCAUGCUCUGACAGUCUGCUGCCCUCACUCACCUCCAAUCGCUCAGUACAACGAUAUUCGCGAAAACCACGGCUCAAAGAACACCAUCAUCGCCAACCGAAUGAACGCGAAUCGAAACUCCCCUGGCGCAUCCAUCUACCUUCAGCCCCCAAACCGCGAACCCUACCGCGAAAACCUCCAUACCAUCCGCUUCGUCGCAACAGUCAUCCACGAACUCCUCGGCCACGGCACUGGACAGCUCCUCAGUGAAACAGCCCCCGGUAUCUUCAACUUCGAUGUCACAAACCCGCCAAUUAACCCUUUGACGGGCCAAACGGUGGCCUCCUGCUACCGCCCCAACGAAACAUACUGGAGCAUAUUCGAAGACAUUCUCGCCAUCUUCGGGUAUGACGAGAAGACUGAGUUGAUGGCUGAUCACUUGAUCUACCUUUCGUACCUGCACCUUGGUGUCGAAGGUCUUCGUUCGCUCGAACACUACAACCCCGAUGACAAGAAGUGGACCCAAGCCCACAGCCAAGGUUACUUCGCCAUCUUCAAACACCUCCUCAUGGAAGGAGACGGCGUCCUCACGGUCCAUCACAACCCUAACACAUCCGACCUACACGUUACUGUCGACAGUACCAAAAUCCUUUCCCACGGCAAACCUGCACUGGGUCGCUUGAUGUGCAAGCUGCACAUCUGGCGGUGUACAGCGAACGUUGGGGCGUGUCGACGGUUUUAUGAGAGCUUGACCAGUGUAGAGGAUGUAUAUGAGGAGUGGAGGCAGGUUGUGGCGACGAGGCCGGAGCGGAGGGCGAAGUUCGUGCAGGGAAAUACGUUCCUGAAAAAGAAUGGGGAGAUGGAAUAUAGGGAGUACGAGGAGAGUGACGAGGGGAUCAUAAGGUCUUGGGCUGAGAGGGGGGUUCAUUGA
Alternaria incomplexa is the source of this 1797-nucleotide messenger RNA. RefSeq lists its product as uncharacterized. The transcript is spliced from 6 exons. Gene Ontology annotation, cellular component: cytoplasm. Lineage: Eukaryota; Fungi; Ascomycota; Dothideomycetes; Pleosporales; Pleosporaceae. Gene Ontology annotation, molecular function: dipeptidyl-peptidase activity. Bases 1 to 1797 code for a protein of 598 amino acids. The record is from RefSeq and is a predicted model, not a curated record.